AUGGAUGUGAGCAGCACAAUAGUAACUGAGAAUGAAAGGGCUGAUCAAGAUGAAGCCCCUCACACCACAGAGCCCAUUUUGGUGACCUCUAUCCAGAACCUGAAGGUCAGUGUAUCUGACGCUGACAAGCUAGAGGAAAAGGAGGGGGGCACUGCUGGUGACACGGAGGCCAUUGAAGAGCAAGAUCAGGAAGAAUGUGUUGAUCAGGAGGGAGACUAUGAUAAAUAUGCACAAGUCCUCUUCACAAGCAGAAAUCCACAAUUGAAAGAGUUGUCCAGCCGCAUUGACCCGGGCCUGAGAUUGAAGGAGCUUGGGGGAUUAUACAUCAAUUUUGAUGGCAGCAAAUCAAAGACUGUCUCUAACUCCCUGAAAAAACUAAAGGAACAGAAGAGCCAAGAUGAGUUGAUGAAGAAAAGUGUUAUUGGCCCAGAGCUUGAGAAGAAAGAUGCUGUGCCUCCAUACAGGGAGUCCAAACAGGCUGUGAAACUGAAGCGCAAAGAGAGCGACUUGACAACUGGAGCCAGGUGGUUUAAUAUGCGGGCUCCUGAAAUGACAGAGUAACUAAAGGGCGACCUCAAAGCACUGAAAAUGCAUGGAGCAGUGGACCCCAAGUGGUUUUACAAGAAGAACGACAUAGAUGGAUUCCCCAAGUAUUUCCAGGUCAUAGUAGAAAGCCCUGUGGACUUCUAUCAUUCCCGUGUCCUGAAGAAAGACCGGAAGAGAACCAUGGUGGCGGAGUUGCUUGCUGAUGCAGAGUUCAGACAAAACGAGAAGAAAUACCAACAGAUCAUGGCAGAAAAAGCAGCCAUUGGUGCUGGCAAGAAGAAUAAUAAGUUCAGAAAGUGAGUGACUGAAUUGAGACCAUUAUAUGUUAAUGCCUGAAUGAAACCUGUUAAACACACAGUACCAUUUUUAAAGUGUCUGAGUGUCGAUGCAUCUGUUAAAUGUUUUAUUAACAUGAACUAUGUAUCAACAGAUUUUCUGACUGUAAUUCAAAGGUUUUUUAUCUUUAUCACAUUUUUGGGAAACAAUAAAGUACCUUACUGUGA
Oncorhynchus mykiss (rainbow trout) is the source of this 1049-nucleotide messenger RNA. The record is from RefSeq and is a predicted model, not a curated record. NCBI's taxonomy places the organism in Eukaryota, Metazoa, Chordata, Actinopteri, Salmoniformes, Salmonidae.